Molecule: messenger RNA, 793 nt
Organism: Pseudomassariella vexata
Lineage: Eukaryota; Fungi; Ascomycota; Sordariomycetes; Amphisphaeriales; Pseudomassariaceae
Exons: 2
Coding region: 136-642 (168 amino acids)
Cellular component (GO): cytoplasm
Source: RefSeq, a predicted model, not a curated record
UUUAAUCGUGCUAGUCUACUCCGGAGCACUAAUCACAAUAGACGGCCACACCGAAGUCGCCAGGGACGUCUCCUCAGCUCACUUCAAUCCAUACUACGCUUCAGAUCAUCCUGACCUCAAACAUUUGCCACAGCCAUGUCGGACAGACCGCUAGAUCAAAUAAAGAGGGAUACUCUCCGUGCGGAGCGUGCCGCACACCUCCGCAAACAGAAUCUGGUCGGCGCGGAUCCCAUCGAUGCGUUGGAUAACGUUGGGAUCGGACGAGCAUAUCACCAUGAUGGGCCAUACGAUGCUACUUUGUUUCAACGGAAUAAAGACAAGCGGUAUGCACCUGUCGAGGCUGUGAGGGAGUCGAACGCAGAGGCGCUCAAGGCGACCCCCAGGGAACACAUACAGGACUCGUUAACCAAGCAUGUGCCACUUACGGGCACGGCUGACUUUGCCCCGGGACAAGAUGAUAUCAAUGGUCGAAGACUGAGUUAUGAGGAAGGUUCCGACCUAAUGAGAGAUCCAGAUGCUCCUGGCGGACCGUACAGUAGAUACGAGGGCAUCGUAAGUUAUGAGUCGGACCCUAUGAGAAGAAUUCAAGACAGUUGUCUGCCGAGUGGCAUAAAGAGCGCUUAUGAACCAGCCUUGACCUGAGUACUGACUUUACUCUAGAAAUACCACCCCGACGACCUGAAAGGCAAGGGCGAGCCUUCUUACACAGUUGAACGAGAACUUAAUAAGCACAAACAACGCAGGGCUUCGCUCGAGAUUGAUGGUAAUGGUGCAGCAUACGAGAUGCAGCCAA